Molecule: messenger RNA, 2262 nt
Organism: Apiotrichum porosum
Lineage: Eukaryota; Fungi; Basidiomycota; Tremellomycetes; Trichosporonales; Trichosporonaceae
Exons: 2
Coding region: 1-2262 (753 amino acids)
Source: RefSeq, a predicted model, not a curated record
AUGCGCAUCGGCAGCAGCAGUGGCUCGAGCAGCAAGCGCUCGUCGUCGUCGUCGACAUCUGCCUCCACCCCAGUCAUCUCAGCCCCCAGACUGUCCCCGACGCACACCGGCCCCGAAACCAGGUCCGCAGCACGCUCGCCAGUCCCAGCAGAGCGCCCUGUCAUCACCAUCCCCUUGUCGCCCGUCGCAGAGGGCAAGUCGCCGAUGCGUCCCCGCCCACCACCCUCCGCGUUCCGGCGCCAGCAGCAGGCAAGCCCCAACCCGGGGAAACAGAGGCAGACCGAAUUACCCACCCUCAACAGCCUACCGGCCCUCGGACGUGACGGUCGCGCACCGUGGGUGAUCGAUCCUCUCGAGGCUGCGCGCGGCGCGGACAUCUGGGCAAAGGGCGAUAGGGUGAUCCUUGUUCUUGGCGAGGUCACCCGCUCCGCGCUUUCGCCGCUACUCUACUCGCAGACGUUCCAGGACACGCUCAUCCUUGUUGGAAGCUUGGCACCGUUGCCCGAGAUUGAGGCGCUUUCGUCCCCCUCGCAGCUCCUCAAUCUCGAGGAUACGCGCACAAUCUACCCUACUAUCCAGCCAUUCCAGCCCUCGGCGACCGCACUCGAACAGUCGCACCCCCUCCCCGCACUCUUGCAGCAUGGGUCCCUCCUGGCAGAGUCGUACCGCAAGAGCAACGACUUUGCCGCGCCGAGGCCCACCUCGUGGGGUUCGCGGUCGCGCCGCAACUCGGGCGCUUCUAGCUCGGGCACAAUGACACCGCCCCUCACGCCACAGCAGCCCCGCAAGCUGCUGUCACCGUUUGGCAGGCGAUCGUCGGUGGCCUCGUCGUCGUCGCCCGCGUCUCCCGCCGGGUCCGUGCCCGGGUCUCAGGUUGACCUGUCACGCCUUGCAUCCGCAUCGGGUGGCGGCACCAAGCGUGCCCCCUCGGUUCUCUCCAUGAGCACUCUGGGCAAUGAGCGCUCCAACCGCCGCAUGAAGACCCUCAUCUUUGGCGACGAGCCACGCGUGUCCGAGGGCUCGCCGUUUGACGCCGUCAUCAACUUUAUCCCCACCCCGGCACCGAGGGCCGACCCCCAGCGCGUUCUCCAGGAGAUGCUGCAGCACACGGUCGUCUUGUCCACAGCCGUCCUCCCGAUCCUGACCACUGCCAUUACCGCAAACAGUGUCACCGCAGCCACCCCUUACUCUGAGCUGGCCCCCUUGUCCAUCAUCAACAUUGUGCCCACCGAGGCGCCUGCCGCGUUUGCACCAGUAGUCGAGCGUUUCCUCUUGCCGCUGCUUCCCACGAUGGACCAGCGUGUCCGCCGCAACCUGUUUGGUUGCGUCACUGGAUACGGCGCCUGGAUGGCACAGGACACUGCGCCCGGCCCAGACAGCAUGCCUGGUGCAGACACACUCCUUUGUGGCGGUGUCCGCAACCUCGCCAUAUUCGGCCCAGAGGGCUCCCUCCCACAGGCGCUGCUGCCUGGUUGGGAGCACUGCACCCUCCUUCCUGGCUCCCUCACCGAUGCCGCGCAAAAGACAGAGACCCCUCCCACGUUUUCGCGCCGCGCGUCAUCGUAUGCCCUCUCGGAGCUUCGCGCCGCCCAGGCCGGUCACCCCGUGUCCGCGCCGGCGUCCCCCAGCGUCGGCACAGGCCACAAGCGCAGUGGAUCCACCGCGUCCGCUACUGCCAAGACGCUCACCCGCAAGUUUUCCAUUUCGUCUAUUCGCGAGUUUGCAUCGAGCAGCAGCAGCGGCGGCGGCGGCGACAGGACGCCCAAGCCUACUGCCACGCGCUCUGCGACCGAGCCUCAACUGAACAAGCUCACCGAAGAGCGCCCGGCUGUGCCGGCCGUGCCGCAGCAGACCGAGGCCAAGGCAUUCACGUCCAGGUUUGACCCCCGCAGUCUGUCGACGAGCUUGUCCCAGACCACGUCGUCGUCGGCGUCGCGUCUCGGCUCGCUGGGCAUGUCCAGCCGCGGCAACCAGACGGCCAACUCGCCCUCGGCGCUGCGCAACCAGGUCGUGCCCACCACGCUGGUCACGUCGCCCCCGACGCCCGAGCUCGACCCCAGCUCGAGCUCGUGCUCGUCGUCGUCGGUCCUCGAACCGCCCGCCGAGGAGCGCAGCGUCAACAGCGCCACAUCGGCCAACUCUGCCAUCCGCGCCGUCCCCGCGCCCGCCGAGAACACCAAGACGGCCGUGUUCGUCCGCAAGUACAGCUUUGCGUCCCUCUUCCGCCGCCGUGGCGGUGGUGGUGGUGGUAUCAAGGCGUAA